Molecule: messenger RNA, 2446 nt
Organism: Magallana angulata
Lineage: Eukaryota; Metazoa; Mollusca; Bivalvia; Ostreida; Ostreidae
Exons: 2
Coding region: 998-2446 (482 amino acids)
Source: RefSeq, a predicted model, not a curated record
UGUAAAUGACAUUAAAACUCAUAAAAAAGGACGAGAAAAAAAUUUCAUAUGACUACUUCAGAUAAAGAACACAAAGAGAUAAAUGUUGUUUAUUAAUUUUAAUCAUACCUUGUUUUUUAUGUGAUAUAUACGUUUGUUGUUUAUUUUUUUAUUUCAAUAAAGGGCAAUAACUCGAAUUGGCCUACAGGUGCGGAUCCAAAAUUUUAACUUUAUUAAAAAACCCCAAUGAAAAUGAAUUUCUUUAUACUACACUGUACAAUUACCUUUAUUCAAUAUUGUGGAAAUGAACUUGACAACAGGAAAUGUUUAUCAAUUAAAAAAAGAAAAUGAACAGCAUAUCAAAAUAUCAGCAUAUUGUAACACCCCCCCCCCCCCAAUUUUUUUUUAUGCGUUAUUGUUAAGCUACAUGAAAUUUGCAAAUAAAUAAAUGAUUUGCAGCAUAUUCUUGUAUACAUUUUAAAGUCUGUCUCAUGUUACAGUUUCCAGCCAUUUUUAAUGAAUUUUAAAGAUAGUACUGGUACAAAUACCUGACAAAUUGAAACAAGGGGAAAAUUAUAAUUUUGUCAUUCAUAAUUUGAUUCCUCACAAUUUUUACCUGGAAAAAUUAACAUGACAGAAACAAAUUAAUAAUGGAAAAUGUUUAAAUCUUUCUCCAUCCCGAAGUAUUUGGGACACCUUGCACACUUUUUCAACUUACUGAUCUGGGUACUCAUUUUGUUUGCAAUUAUGCAAAAUCCCCGUAGACUUUCUUAUUUUGGUUGUUUAUUAAAACUCUAAACAGAAGAAGGGCAUUUAAGAACAGAAAAUCUGGACCCUUUUCAUUUCAGUAAAUGGCCCAAUUGGUAAUUCGAUAAAAAAGGUAUUACAAUUGAUUGAUAAUCAAAAUAUUAAGAAAAAAAAUGGUGGAAGCAGAAACUUUAGACAGAGUAUAAAACAUAACUGUGUGUUUUUAUAUUUUCCCUUAACAUUGUAUUUUAUUAAAAUAAAUAUUUCAGAAAUGCCAGGUUCUGGUCAGAAACACUAUGGCUGUUUCAACUGUCCUAAUAGAGUAAGACAGAAGGAUAGGCACAUUAUAUCAUCUAGAAAUAGAGCUUUUAUUGCCAAAUUAACAGGAAGGACUCCAUCAAACAGUGACUUUCUCUGUAACAAAUGCAGAUGUAUGUGCCAGCAUCACAUCAAAAGGAAAACCAGUAUGCCAAGCAGGGUACAGCAGGUUCCAGCACAAUCCACUGAAGUUCCUCCAUUCAGUCCUCCAUCCAUUCCUCUCCCAUUUCCUAGCACAUCUAGAGGACAUGCUUCAUGCUGCAUGUGCAAGCGCCAAGGUCCAAAGCUGGUUGUAGUUCCAGUAGGUGUAAGACAUCACAUCUUCAUCACUAAAGAGGUCAUCAUCCCUGCUGGAGCUCGCUGCUGUCCAAACCACCUACAACAGAACAUAGACGAUCUCAAUCCUUUAUCUGAUUCUACUUUGUUUAAUAAAACAGGAAUCACAAAACUAGUUAAGUUUUUGCGGAAUGAGGUUUUAAAGAAGGAGAGGACGAGAUUAGACUUUGAUAGCCGCGGGAAUCUUGCUUCAACAGAUUACCAAAGUCUGCUUGGAAUUCCAAAAACAGCCUUUGAGGACUUACUGAAAUAUGUUGAGGGGAAAGUGAAGGUCACUCCAGUAAGAACAGUGCGGACAACCUUGGCCAUAUUUUUAAUGAAAUUAAGAGGAGGGGAGUCAAAUCGAAUUCUGUCCACUCUAUUCAAUAUAUCCAAAUCCAGUGUACAUAGAGGUGUGAAAUCAAUACGGACAGUACUGAUGAAUGGUGGAUUUGUAGCAGAAAAUCUGGGAUUUGGACAUGUUACCAGGGAACAGAUAAUUCAGGAGCACACAAGACCUCUGGCCCAGAUGAUUCUUGGUGAUACAGUUUCCCAGCCAGCAAUACUUGUCCUUGAUGGUACUUAUAUAUAUAUACAAAAAAGUGGCAAUUUCAAGUUUCAACGACAGUCAUUCAGUCUUCACAAAGGACGGCCACUAGUGAAGCCAAUGAUUAUUGUAUCCACAACAGGUUACUUUGUGUCAGUGCUGGGUCCUUAUAUUGCUAGAAACAAUGAUGCUACAAUCCUUAACCACAUAAUGCACAGCAACCUUGAGGACAUUCGGAGCUGGGUACAGGAGCAGGACAUAUUUGUGGUUGAUCGUGGAUUUAGGGAUUCCUUGGACUGUCUGGAGCAGAUGGGGAUUAAUGCCAAAAUGCCAUCAUUCCUUAACAAAGGAGAUAAGCAGAUGUCGACAGAAAAUGCAAACACCAGUCGAUUAGUGACAAAGAUACGUUGGGUUGUUGAGUCUGCCAACGCUAGGAUCAAGCAAUGGCGUUACCUAAGACACAUCCUACCUUCCAGUCAAAUUCCCUACAUUGGUGACUUUGUCAGGAUUGUGUGUGCCAUUUGCAAUAGGCAAGUUUAA